AUGUGUUCACUCAGCUCUCGUCUCGUCUCUAUCGUUCUCUUCACCGCGGCGACGGUCUUCGGGGACGAUGCGGCGUUCGACCCCCUCCAAUACGUCGACCAGCUGAUCGGAAGCUCAAAUGGCGGCAACGUCUUCCCCGGGGCGACGCUACCUUACGGGAUGGCCAAGGCCGUUGCCGACACCAACUCAUCGAGCAACCAAGGUGGCUUCACACUUGAUGGCAGCCCAGUGUCCGGCUUUUCGGUAUUGCACGACUCCGGUACUGGCGGAUCUCCAUCUCUGGGGAACUUCCCACUAUUCCCCUAUGCCAGCUGCCCCGGUGACGAUAUCGACCGAUGCGAUUUCCCCAAGAAAACUCGCGUCAAUUAUGGAUCAUUCGAUAACAAUAGCGUCACGGCUCGUCCGGGCUUCUUCGGCAUCACUCUGGACUCAGGCAUCGAGGCUGAGAUGACCGCAUCGCAACACACUGCACUUUUUCGCUUUACGUUUCCAAAAGCGUCCGAUGGGAACGUUUCUCAUCCUCUUCUGCUGCAAGAUCUGUCCGACUUGUCCGAUUCCCGCCAGGAUAACGGAACGGUCUCUGUCGAUGCCGAAACUGGCAGAAUCACCGGAAGUGCUCGAUUCGUUUCGAGCUUCAGCCAGGGACAAUACGUCCCCUACUUCUGUACCGACUUCUCAGGUCCUGCGAUCCUCGACAACGGCAUUUUCUCUAACAGUAGGGCUAGUGCCGAUGUUAAGAGCUUGACCAUUUCCAGGUCAAUCAACGGUUACCCACUACCAGGAGGCGCGUUCGUCAGGUUCGAGUCUGCCGACACGCCUGUGCUCGCGCGUGUUGGUAUCAGCUUCAUCAGCUCCGAUCAAGCGUGCUCCAAUGCCGAGGCUGAGAUCCCUGACUACAACUUUAACGAAGUCGAGCAAGCUGCUUCCGAUGCCUGGAAAGAGAAGAUCAGCCCGAUUGUCAUAAACACUGGUGCAGGUGUUGACCCGACGCUGGUGACCAACUUUUACAGCGGCAUCUACCGGACUAUGGUCAACCCGCAGAACUACACUGGCGAGAACCCCCUCUGGAACACCGGGGAGCCGUACUUCGACUCGUUCUACUGUCUGUGGGACAGCUUCCGCUCGCAAAUCCCAUUCUUGACUAUCCUUGAUCCAGAUUCUGUGUCGCAGAUGAUUCGGUCAAUGAUUGAGACGUAUAGACACGAGGGCUGGCUGCCAGAUUGCCGUAUGACCUUCUCCAAGGGCUACACUCAAGGCGGCUCAAAUGCUGAUGUGAUCCUUUCUGAUGGGUUCCAAAAAGGUCUAGUGGAUGGUAUCGAUUGGGACACCGGAUAUCAAGCAGUCGUGAAAGAUGCGGAAGUUGAGCCCUUCGACUGGUCAAGCGAAGGCCGUGGGGGCCUCGACAGCUGGAAAGCCCUCGGAUACAUCCCUGUGCAAGAUUUUGACUACAAGGGAUUUGGUACAAUGACUCGUAGUAUUUCCCGGACUCUCGAGUACAGUUACAAUGACUUCACCAUUUCUCAGAUGGCCAAUCAGUUGAACAAGACAGCUGAUAUGGAGAAAUACCUUGAAACCAGCGAAAACUGGAAGAAUCUGUAUAAGCCAGAUCAGACAUCCAGCCUUGACACCGGGGUUGACACUGGGUACGUCGGCUUUUUCCAGCCGCGGUUCGUGAACCAGACCUGGGAUUUCCAGGACCCCCUUUGGUGCAGCAACAUCGACAACUCUGGUACGUCAUGCUCGCUCCAAAAUACAGCGCAUGAGACCUUCGAGAGCAGCAUCUGGGAGUACGGCUUCUUCGUUCCCCACAACCAGGGAGACCUCAUCAGCCUUUACGGCGGUCCGGCCCAGUUCACUCGCCGCCUCGACUACUUGCACGAUACGAACAUCACUUACAUCGGGAACGAGCCAGCAUUCCUAACAGUAUUCCAAUACCACUACGCUGGACGACCCGCAUUGUCGGCUCUGCGCAGCCAUUUCUACAUCCCCCGAUACUUCUCGCCAACGCCAGACGGGCUCCCCGGCAACGACGACAGCGGCGCGAUGGGGUCCUUCGUGGCAUUCUCAAUGAUGGGCCUCUUCCCCAACCCCGGACAGGACGUGUACCUCAUCACACCCCCGUACUUCGAGAGUGUCAACAUCACGAGCCCCGUCACGGGCAAGACGGCGACGGUCCGGAACGUCAACUACGACCCCACGUACCAGGCGAUCUACAUCCAGAGCGCGACUCUGGACGGGGAGCCGUACACCAAGAACUGGAUCGACCACAGCUUCUUCACCGAGGGAAAAGAGCUGGUCCUCACGCUGGGGCGGAACGAGAGCAUCUGGGGCACCGCGGUGAAGGACCUGCCUCCGAGCUUGGGCGACUAUGUCGGAUUUAACGGGACCUUCUCUCCCAAGCGGAGCUCUGGGGCAGGGGUGAGAUAUCCUCUGGAGUUUGCGACGGCUGGGCUGAGCUUGUAG
This is a messenger RNA of Anthostomella pinea, 2463 nucleotides long. The record is from the annotation of a GenBank genome assembly. NCBI's taxonomy places the organism in Eukaryota, Fungi, Ascomycota, Sordariomycetes, Xylariales, Xylariaceae.